This is a messenger RNA of Owenia fusiformis, 1827 nucleotides long. The record is from the annotation of a GenBank genome assembly. Lineage: Eukaryota; Metazoa; Annelida; Polychaeta; Sabellida; Oweniidae.
UUUACAAGUUCAACACUGCAAAUGAAUAAUUGAUGGAACACAAUUUCCGAAACCACAUCUGGAUAUCAUAAAAUAUGGAACUUUAGGAAUAUUAUGACAAGAGUAGAGGCAACAAUCUAAUAGGGAAGAGAAAAUUCAAUAAUUAGGAAAAUUAUUGUUAUAACGUUACAAGGAAAACAACAGCCAGAGCUCAAACAUUAACAACAUUAGUUAAAUUAGACAUUUCUUAUCCGGAAUACUGAUCCGGCUUUUAUCAAGAACAAAACAGUUUCUAUCACGAAUGAGAUAAUAAGAUGGAUGGAAAAAUAAGAUGGAAUAUAUAAACCAGGAAUAAAUUUGUUUACAGAGAUGAAAACAACAGACUUAGUCGAUGUAGGAAACCAAUCAAAUUGGGAGGAUAUAACUAAAAGUGAUUUUCAUGGACACCAAAAGCAAAAUGAAUCAAAUCACACUAUAGUGACCGUAACAAAAUCACUAUGGUUAUAUGGAGGAAUAACUCUUGUAUUGCUAGGCCUUCUGGGUAAUAUUUUCUCAAUAAUAGUUUUAUCACGAAAACGCCUAAGGAAGUCAUCAUGGAGUUUAUACCUUACAGUCCUGGCUGUAUCUGACAUUAUAAUACUUAUAACAACAAGUCUGGAUUGGUGGUUCCAAACUUUAACUGGAAAGUUUUUCGGUGAUCUGUCAGAACCAGGAUGUAAAAUCGAGGCAUUUGCGACAUACUUCAGCACGCAUUACGCAGCUUGGAUAAUGGCUGCUGUAGCAGGAGAAAGGAUAAUAUUUAUUUAUUUUCCACAUCAUGCUAAACGUUUGUGUACCAGAACGGUUGCAAGGACAACCUGCGGAAUUCUGGGAUUGAUAUUUACAUUAUGCAAUCUACAUUUUUUCUGGACAAUUGGAAUUGUUUGUGACGGCGCUUUCUGCUAUUGUUAUUUCAUAAUUAGUUUCCCUGAAUGGUCGAAGAUUGAUUUGAUACUAUCAUCUGUCUUGCCUUUUUUUCUAAUUGCGAUAUGUAAUGCAUUGUUCAUCAAACGUAUGAUGUCAUUAUAUUCGGGACCAAACACGUCAAGAGCGAGACGCUUAAAAUCAACAAUUGUUAUGAUGAUGUCAAUAACAAUCGCAUUCAUAUUUCUGACGCUUCCAGUUGCGAUUUUAAUUGUCAUAGCAGAUUCAAGCUCCACCUAUUAUCAGGACACCGACCCAGAAAUCAAUACAGCAUUUUCAGUUGCGAUGUUCCUCCAUCAGUUCAAUUCAGUGAUUAACUUUGGUUUGUAUUUCUUAACCAAUGAAAGGUUCAAGAAUGAAGUGAAAUGCAUGCUGGGAUUGAAGAUCACCCAUUUGAGUAGACAGAGUCGCUUGAGUUAUUCAACUCUGAGCAGCUUCCUAAGGAAGAGGAACUCAGUAGUGGAUAUGGAAGCUCUAUGAUCUUUCUUGAUUAAUAUGUGAACAAAACUAUAGGAUGUCAAAAAAGGGGUUGGUGAUACUUUCUGGCAUCCUGUAAAGUAACAUUUUGUUUUAGAAGCAUUUUAUGAGUUUGUGUACAUGUAUAAUUAAAAUUCCAUUUUUUGCAUUUUGAGAAUACUUGACAUUUAUUCAACAAGUGUAAUAAAAAUAUGAUGCCUCAGAAUAUUGAUGUUUGCAUGAGUAAAUUAUCCUAUAUAGGGGGACCAAAAAUGGAACCCUGGUAUGUGAGCAUACUAAAGAGUGAUUCCUUUAGAGAGCUGAUAGCAUUGAAGAAAUUGAGUAGAGGUCUUCUCAAAAUGAAGUCCAUGUGUAAGGGUGCUCAUAUAAGUUGUAUAUACAUUAUGCAAGGUGUGCUCAUAUUUGUUC